Molecule: messenger RNA, 1966 nt
Organism: Nylanderia fulva
Lineage: Eukaryota; Metazoa; Arthropoda; Insecta; Hymenoptera; Formicidae
Source: RefSeq, a predicted model, not a curated record
GACCGUAAGUAAUAAAAAUAAUUUCAAAAUAAACUGUUUUAAAUGUUGAUCAAACUUCAUUAGCAAAGGUAAAUAAAAAUACUGAAUGUAAUAAUUAAUUCGUGAACAGUAAUUUCAAAUAUCAUUUAUUCGCCAUCGCUAUAUUCAUAGAUAUUAUAUAAAGAAAUGUAAACUAUAGCUUUAGGUUUUGCUUAUAUUUUGAAUUUUCUUUUGAUUUCAUCGUUCGUAACACUGAAUUUCAUCAUCAGUACGCUUCUGUUAGUCAGCAGAUAAACACAAGAUAUUCCACCGUUAGUCAGUUGCUUAAUAUUUCCAAUUAAAUUUGAAUUGACUUGUAUCAAUAAUGGCUUAUUUUAACAUCAGAAAUGCGAUUCAAAAUCACCUGGAAUUGAACCAUCAGGUUCAUAAAAGAGCGAAAGAGAUUUUUUAUAAUUUAACAGCUAACACAGAUAUAAUAUAUGCCUCACGUCUCUAUAAUAUUGAAUUUUCGGCAUUGAAGUUGAAACUAAAUAUAUUGCAGCAAAAAAACGAUUAUGAGACAAAAAAAAAAGUUUCAUAAAGCAGUAAACAAUUUUGUAUUUAACAAUGAACCUUUAGAGGAUGCUGCUAGAAACAAUGGAAUUGAUGAUUUGUUAACACUGCUUAAAGAAUCUGUGAAAUGUUUGCGUUUAAAAUUAAAUAAAGAGAUAUAUACAUAUGACAAACUUUCAGAAAAGAAUGGAGUUUUUACAUUUAAUGAGGAAUCUUUGUUAUUGAAAGAAUUAAAAGCCUGGGAAAAGAGACAAGAAAGUCCAUGUAUUUGUCAAGUUUGCGCAAUGCAACAACCACGAAGUAUUGCGUACAAUUUAGCCCAGCAAAACGAAAAAUGUCCUCAAAUAUGGAAGAACAACAAAGCGAACUUGUCCUGGCUGUAUAAUUUCAUAAUAAAAUAUACCGAAGAAAUAUCCAAGUUCAAGACUGCUAAAGAGUGCAAAAUAGAUAAUGCUUCGCCGACCGAUUCGAAAUCUCCAUCAUUAACCGAAGAAGAAGUGUCGGACCCACAUACUACACUAUCCGAUUUGUCAGAAUACAGUGGACCAUCACCAGUUAUUAACAUUAAAGAAAGAGAAAGACGUGAGAUGAGAAUAAAGAUUGAAGAACAUCUAAAAGUGAACGCAAAGCUCAACAUAGCAGCCAAAAAGGUUUUAGCAAAUGUUUUAGUAAAAAAGGCUAAUAUUGAAAAAAUUGCAAAAAAAUAUGAUCUUAAUCAUUCACUUUUAACAUCAAAAAUUAAUAUAUUAAAAUGGAAAACAAAAACUUUUGAGAAAAAACUUAAAUAUGAAUCGGCAAUAAAUUAUAUUAUAUUUAAUGAAACGUCUACAUCGAUCGCUGCAAGAAAAUAUAACGCUGAUGAAGUAACUUUAACCAUGGAAUUAAGCGAAUGGAGGAAGUCAAAAAGUGGUACAUAUGUAUAUGAUGCACUUACAGUAGACAACACAGGAAUUUUCACAUUUUCGGAGGAAUUUGUGUUACUAAAACAAUUACUACGUCUGCACCCUGGAAAUCUGGAUCAGAACUGCAAUUGUCAAAUUUGCGUAUUAGAACACCUAUCCAAACUAGCUUAUAACUUCGCUAAAGAACUUCAUAAAAAAUGUCCUUUUCAAUGGAACAAACAUGAAAAAGCGGACGUAACCUGGCUACUUGAGUUCGAAAUGAGAUAUAGCAAAGAAAUUGCUGACAACACCGACAGUAAGUGUAAAGCAUCAGAAAAAACAGGAUAUGUCGAGUAGCAAUAAAUUUCGAAAUCAAAUACUUCGAACAUUAAUCUGCAAAGAAAUCUUGAUCCAUCGAAAAUUAUCCAUACAACAUCACGUCUAAAAACAGAACAUAAAACUUCUUAAAUAUGAUAUAUCUUAUAUAUUGACGUUUUAAAGACAUAAAUUAAUAUAAUGACUAUAAAGACAUCUUGAUGACUCUUUUAAGACGU